Molecule: messenger RNA, 570 nt
Organism: Mytilus californianus (California mussel)
Lineage: Eukaryota; Metazoa; Mollusca; Bivalvia; Mytilida; Mytilidae
Product: proteasome maturation protein-like
Exons: 6
Coding region: 74-502 (142 amino acids)
Biological process (GO): proteasome assembly
Cellular component (GO): nucleus; cytoplasm
Source: RefSeq, a predicted model, not a curated record
GUUCGAGUAUGAUAAAGCUAGUACCUCGGGAAACCCCUAUUAAUGCGCAAGACAGGAAGUUUAUUUUACCAACAUGGCGAACUUGAAUUAUCCCUCCCUUAGACCCUCAGUCAGAGGACAACACACUGUUGAUAUUCCAGAAGGACAAUAUGGAGUUCCUAAUGUCAUGCUUCAUGGUUUACAACCAGGAAGAAAAUUAGAGAGAGCAGUCCAUCCCUUGGAAUAUUCAGAAAAACAUUGGGAUGAGAACAAAAGAACAAUGGACUUUUCUAUGUUACGUAAUACACAGGGAUUACAUGCACCACUCAAACUACAGAUGGAGAUUCAUACAGCCAAACAUAUGGGUCGUCUACCAUGCUUAGCAAGUUCCAAUACAAUGUUAGAUACACUUACUGGUAGAGAUGAUCUCAUCAACUUCGAUGACAUAUUUAAUAGUCCAUAUGAAUCAGAAAUGGUUGGUGAGCCUCAUUUGUUGUUGGAGAAGAGACAAGGAAUGUUAUAAAGUUUGUCAUAGACAUUGUCACACUGUACUGUUCUGUAUUAUUUCAAUAAAUUUAUGUCAUAAAACAA